Messenger RNA from Eleginops maclovinus (Patagonian blennie), 4800 nucleotides. It is a transcript of the gene slc26a6l1, whose product is annotated as solute carrier family 26 member 6, like. Gene Ontology annotation, biological process: transmembrane transport. Gene Ontology annotation, molecular function: bicarbonate transmembrane transporter activity; oxalate transmembrane transporter activity; secondary active sulfate transmembrane transporter activity. NCBI's taxonomy places the organism in Eukaryota, Metazoa, Chordata, Actinopteri, Perciformes, Eleginopidae. Gene Ontology annotation, cellular component: plasma membrane. The coding region runs from base 42 to 2591 and encodes 849 amino acids. The transcript is spliced from 18 exons. The record is from RefSeq and is a predicted model, not a curated record.
UCACCAGUUAAAGGUAAGAAAAGUUGCAGAGAUUCGGAUCGAUGGACUCUACAUGCAGAUUUGGGAAAUACAGAGUGGAGCGGGAGGUGCUGGAUGAGCAGAGAUUGGAGGAGGUUACUCAGAGAAAAGCUCACUCUGACAAUCAAUCUCCUCUAACUGAACGCCUAAAAGACUCCUUAAGAUGUACUGUACCCAGACUGAAACACCGUGUGAUGAGCAGCUUGCCGGUGUUGUACUGGCUGCCCAAGUACUCGGUGUGGGACUAUGGCAUGCCAGACCUCAUCUCUGGCAUCAGUGUGGGCAUAAUGCACCUUCCCCAAGGCUUGGCAUAUGCGAUGUUGGCUUCCGUACCUCCUGUAUUUGGGCUUUACUCCUCCCUCUAUCCAGCAUUGAUCUACUUCUUUUUUGGAACAUCACGUCAUAUCUCUAUCGGGACAUUUACUGUGCUCAGCAUCAUGGUGGGCAGUGUGACAGAGAGACUUGCUCCAGAUAUGGAUUUCCUCAUAAAAAAUGGGACCAACGUCACCGCAGAGGUGAACAUAACUGCCCGGGACUCAUACAGGGUGCAGGUGGCAGUGGCUACUACGGUCCUAGGAGGGCUAAUUCAGGUGGCUCUGGGUUUGGUGAAGUUUGGAUUUGUGGGAACGUACUUGUCUGAGCCUCUGGUGCGGGCUUACACAACGGCUGCUUCAGCUCAUGCCGUGGUGGCACAACUGAAGUACAUAUUUGGAGUUUCACCAACACGGUUUAGUGGUCCCUUUUCAAUGGUGUAUACUCUGAAGGAUGUUUGCUCCUUGCUUCCUCACACUCAUCUUCCCACGCUGGUGGUCAGCGCUGUGUCCAUGGUGUUUUUGAUUGCAGCAAAGGAGCUCAACUCUUUCCUCAGUCCAAAGCUGCCAGUGCCGAUCCCAGUGGAGCUCAUCACAAUUGUGGCGGGGACAUUGAUAUCAGCCUAUACCCACUUGAACAGCAACUACACUAUUUCAGUUGUUGGAGAAAUUCCGAGUGGUCUCAGUGCUCCCAGUGUACCAGAUGCAAGUCUCUUUGGAGAGGUUAUUGGAGAUGCUUUUGCAUUGGCCAUGGUUGGAUAUGCCAUAUCUAUUUCACUUGGCAAAACCUUUGCACUGAAACAUGGAUACAAGGUGGAUAGCAACCAGGUAAGUAAUAUCUUUAAUAAACGUUGUUUCUGCAGAUACCUUUUGGUGUACAAUAGUUUUCUCACACCUUAUUUCUCGUCCCAUUCACAUGUUUCUGUCUUCACGCGGCUGCAGGAGCUGGUGGCGCUGGGUCUCAGUAAUGCAGUGGGAGGAUUCUUCCAGUGCUUUUCCGUCUGCUCCUCUAUGUCUCGAAGUCUGAUUCAAGAAACCACCGGAGGGAAAACUCAAAUGGCUGGCGUUGCCUCGUCUCUCAUUGUGUUGGUGACUAUACUGAAACUCGGACCCUUGUUCCAGGAGCUGCCAAAGGCUGUCCUUGCCGCGAUUGUCUUUGUUAAUCUAAAGGGCAUGUUCAAGCAGCACUCGGACAUUGUAACACUGUGGAAACGCAGCAAAAUAGAUCUGAUGGUGUGGUUGGUCACUUGGGUGUCAACACUGCUGCUCAAUCUGGAUCUGGGUCUGGCAGCAUCGAUCCUCUUUGCUCUGCUGACUGUCAUAUUCAGAACUCAAAUGCCAACAUACUCUGUUCUGGGAAACGUUCCAGGUACAGAACUGUAUGUGGAUAUAGAGACCCACACAGAGGUGAGAGAGGUUCCUGGUGUGACUAUAUUUCGCUCCUCCUCUACAGUUUAUUUUGCCAAUGCUGAUCUGUACCUCGAGGCUCUGAAAGAGAAGAGUGGGCUGGACAUCAGUAAAAUGAUUAUCUAUAAGAAGAGGCAGGAGGCCAAACAGAGACGCAGAGAAAGAAGGGCGGAGAGACGGGCAAAAAGGCAAGCCAAAAAAGAGAGACGGGCAGAACAGAGGGCAGCUAAACAUCUAUCUGGACCGCCGGUGUUCUCUGUGGAGGAAGAGGCCAACAGCUGGAGGAACCCCUUUGUGGACGGGGAUGUUACAGACAGAGAGCAGCAGGACUGCGAUGAAAGGGAGAACGGGACCGUGUUUGUCAUCCCAACCACUCCUCGAACCCCUGACAGAUGGGAGUACCUGAAGGGAGGAGCACCAGACUGCACCAGUUUAGGGUCAAUCUCCGAGCUGCAGGAGGGGGACUCCACCACCCUGGGCUCCAGCAGUGAUGACACGCUCAGCCGCGAUCUGGAGCGCAUCUCUCUUGGGUCACUGGGCAAGUGGAGCUGGGAUAUUCACUCCAUCAUUAUCGACCUCUCCACUGCUAACUUCAUUGACACAGUGGCAAUCAAGACUUUCAAAAAUAUUAUCCAUGACUUCAGUGAGAUUGAUGUAGAUAUCUACAUUGCUGGUUGUCAAGCCCCUGUGGUGAAACAAUUAGAGCUUGGUGACUUCUUCUCCGAGACGAUUACAAAGAGAAGUCUUUUUGCCUCCGUUCAUGAUGCUGUGCUCUACUGUCUGAACCACCGCGGAGCCACAUCUAUCCCCCGAUACGAGCCAUCAGUGGAUACAUACAACGGCACGAAACUUUGAGGUUUUUUAACCAAAAGGGGCAUCCAGCACUGAAGAUGGGAACAAUGUCUCAACAUCUAAUAUUACUUUAUAAAGUAAUGAUGGACAAUUAUUGUGUUAUAUUUAUAUAUAUAUUAUACCUUAUCUUAUCUUUCAAGUAGGAAGACUUAUGACACAUGAUCUUUAUUCAGUUUUUAUUCAAUCUGGAAGAGUGAUAGAGUGCAUUUUAGAGAAAAAAUAAAUAAAAUCCAUGAAACACAAACGAUACCUUUUUGAAGAAGAAUUUGGUAGAAAAUAACAAGGAAUUCAAAGAACAAAUACAAGACCACAUGCAUCACGGUGACAGUGUGUCAGCCUUUUUUGGUAAUGGCAGCAAUAACAACAUAGGACAUUGAAAUGUUUACAGUAGCCAUUUCAAUUUUCAAGUGCAAUUUCUGCUCAUAGCAACAGCAAAAUCUGUGAAGCUAAUACAUGCAAAGGGAUUUUUUAAAGAGUUUCUAGUGCAACAUUCCUAAAAUGGUAAAUUAUGAGGGAUUCAAAAAUAACAGGAUAACAAUAUCCGAGCAAUACUAAACAAAAGCAUCUCUUUACAGUUGCAUAAACCCACUGUGACCUCAUUCCCUGAAUAAACCUUGUCUCUACAUACUGGCCACAGAGGAUGUUGCCAAAGACGUUGUGCACAUGACUGAGGAAGGCUAAGUAGGUUUUUAUUUUUAUUUUUGGUUAAUGAGCUACAAGUCUUGAUGGAUAUCAGAACUCUGCGUCUCCUGGUUUAGAGUCAGAUCUUCCUCAUCAUCGUCCUCUGACUGCUGUGAAACCAGCUGCUGGUAGCGAGCCUGCCGCUGGUAAUCCGGGUCGAUGUUGAUCCAUUUAUUUGCAACCCACUUAGUGCCCUUGGUGACCAUGCAUCCCCCAUGCAGAGCAUAUUCAUCCUGCUCUCCUACCCAACCUUUUGAGAGAGGAAGAUGAAAUAAUUUAACGGGGCAUGUCAUUAUAAGCCCACAUUUACAUUUGGAUAUCUGGAAAGGUCACCGGCUUACAAUCUGUUAUAUCAGACAUGACAGUCAAAUUUUGUGGAAAUGUGAUUCAACGAGCCAUUCAGGUUUUUGCUCCCCUCCCUAUGCAGGCUUGUUGGAAUAUAUUGACCCCACAUCUCCACCCACAAGUUAUGAACCUGAAAAUGAGUGUCAUAUAAGUGAAAUGUAAUGUAUCCUCUCUAAUGUCGAUGAGCCACUUCCUUUUAAUGAUGUCUGUUUUUUUAGGGCUCACACUGAUGUUAUGGUUAACAAACAAAACCGCUUGGUCACGAUACAUUGACAAAGAGGAUGAAGCUUUAUUCUUGUAACAGCUGAGUUUAUAUAUUAGUUUAUCUAGGGAUCAACCAUAGUGCACUCAACCUUUGCUUUAUUUUUACAGUAUGUAGCUGUCUUUCUAGAUAACCUUUAAUCUUUAAAACAUUUUUUAAAAUCUCAACACUUUGACUCCAGUUCAUAAGUUUAAUUCUGUGCCACAAAAUUGUGAUAUUUACAUGUGAGUUGCCAAUAUGUAUUAAAUUGAAAUAAAAUGUCGGGAUCUACUGUAUGCUAGCAGGGUGCCUAUGGGAUGGCAUUGCUGGCCAACCGUUUUGACUGAAAUGUCUCUCCAACUAUUGGAUUGAUUGUGACAACUUUGGUGACCCUAAAACCUUUUAAUCUAGUGGCAUGAUUAGGUCAGAGUUUUCACUUAGUAGGUGACAUUUUGUAUACGGACAUUCAUGGUUUUCUGGACAGUGUAUCCUAAUGAAUUUGGUGAUCCUCUGACUUGUAAUCUAGUGCUACAAUGAGGUUCAUUUGUCAAAUUCAAAUGACACUAAUGACCAUCAGCUGUGCCAUGUGUUUAGUGCUAAAUAGCUAAUGCUAACAUGAUAAACUAAGGACUGCAGGUGGAAAUGAGCUAUUAGCUCAAAUCUGGCAAUGAGAUGAAUGUAGUGGUAUGCAUGGUACUUGUUGAAAUAAAUACAUAAAUUGUUAGAUGGUGAACAUGGUACAUGUUUGCAUCGCCCUUUUGAACAUUAGCAUAGAGACAUUUGCAUUUAGCUCAAAGCACAACUGACUACUACAUAACUGAGGACUCAAAGUCUUGUUUACUUUUCAAUAAUAUUGUGAUGUUUUGAAAACUAUUUGUAAACAGACUUUACCUUUUUAUAUUUGCGCUGUCAUAUGUGUAUACCAGUAAAAUUGUUAAUUUUGAA